This is a messenger RNA of Protopolystoma xenopodis, 402 nucleotides long. Lineage: Eukaryota; Metazoa; Platyhelminthes; Monogenea; Polystomatidea; Polystomatidae. The record is from the annotation of a GenBank genome assembly.
AUGGAAAGGAAUGCCUCCAAACCGGCUCGAAAGACUGUGCCCCGACGCCAGGCGAGUGUGUAUGGAGGUGGAGAUAAAAAUUGGGUGUAUACGACCUUGACAACGCAAAGCACGGUGAGCGUCUCUCAGUCUAGUUACACCUCGGCGCCGUCUCAUUCAAACUACUCUCCUCCCCCACCACCUCCUUGUUCCCUCCUCCCACCCUCAUCCGCAAAUAAACCGCUCGCAAUUCCAAUUUCCCCCCUUACCCUCCUCACGUAUACUCGCACUGAAUCGAUAAUGUACGACUUGACCACGUCAUUUGGGCUGCUCUUCUCUGGGACCUGCCAAUUGGCGUCUCGGACCUACCGGGCCUUGGCCAGCUUGCGCGUUGUUAUCCGCCCUCGUGAUCCGACCGGGUGA